This is a messenger RNA of Colletotrichum graminicola M1.001, 3999 nucleotides long. RefSeq lists its product as uncharacterized. The record is from RefSeq and is a predicted model, not a curated record. The transcript has 2 exons. Lineage: Eukaryota; Fungi; Ascomycota; Sordariomycetes; Glomerellales; Glomerellaceae. Bases 1 to 3999 code for a protein of 1332 amino acids.
AUGCCGGAGCCGUGGAAGCUCAUUUUGGCCUCGUUGCUGCUCGGGGGUAAAAGUGCAGCACAGUCGUGCAUCGACGCACUCAACAAUAACAGGACCGAUGCCUGCGUUUGUUACUCCCUCGAAUAUGUUGUCAGCUACGUGGCCUACAUUGCGGUUUCGACAUCGUAUACCUCUAGCUGCGAGGCAUUGCCGACCACGACGUCGGCUGGACUAUCAAUAGGUCUUCAAGUACUGGACAGGAUUUCUGCUGGGGAUUUUGCUGGGUACGUAACUCAAAAUAAUGGUGUUUACACUGGCACAGGUAUCAUAGCCGGCCCGACGACUGUGGAUAUCAUACCACCUUCAGGAACCGCACCAGGAACACUUGUGGUGGAGGUCCCGCCGUCGUACUUCACGAUAUCGCGGACGGGUACUGCGACGGUCAGCCCCGAGCCUGUUCCAACCUACGUCGACUCCACAAGCUUUCUCACAAGGAAUAUCAUUUCGGAUCCCCGGACGAUUCGGUUGAUAAAUCCUACGCCUGAUGCUGCCGCUGCAUCUCGCGGUACAGUAGUCAUUGCUGUUCCGGACCCGAGACUUUUUCGCACUGCCGAAGUAGCUUACAGUGGGACCGAAGUAUUGACCGCAGCACGAACGACGAUUUCGACCAUCCCUGACAAUGGACUCGUUCCCGGCACGUUUAUCGUUGCCGUCGCUACGACGCCUUUGCCAAACCUUUCGUACGAUAUUUCCACCGUCGCGUACACCGGAACAGCCGCCUUGACGACUCCGACUGUGAUAUCGGUCAUCCAACCAACUGGUACCGGGGCUGGCGUUGUCGUGCUUGCAGUCCCUCUGUCUGGCGUUCCUCCGCCUCGGUUGACGUCGAUAAUUCCAUACACAGGCACUGAGACGAUUACAACAGCACUCACGAUCUUGGAUCGACCUUUUGAUGGGACUCUUCCGGGGGCCCUCGUCAUUGCUUUGCCUUCGUCUUCCUUCAUAACUGAGACGGUGACACUUACCGGCACGGAGGUCCUGACCGCCCCAACCGUUAUUUCAGUAAUUCCUCCCAGCGGCUCGGGUCUUGGCAGGGUCAUUGUGGGCAGCCCUCUAGCAAGUUAUGUCGCUUCAUACGUAUCUUACACCGGGAGUGUUGCAAUCACGAGCCAAACAACAGUCUCUGUGAUAAGGCCAAGUGGAACAGUUGCCGGCACAGUCAUCAUUGCAGAGGCACCGCAAGCCCUCACUAUCGUCUCCGAAGUAUAUCGAACACAGCUGGUAACCUAUACAGCUAGUGAUGCCAUCGUCGGCCCUACGGCACUCUCUACGAUUGCGCCAGAAAGCUCCAGGCCCGAUGACAUUCUUGUGGCUUUGCCGGCUAGCUAUCAAAAAGAGGCUGCGACACCGUUCUUCACCUCGAUUGUUCUAUACACGGGGUCCAAUGCCAUCAACGGGCCUUCAACGCUUAACGUCAUCUCUCCCAGUGGUACCGAGGCAGGGACUGUCAUCAUCGGUCUUCCCCGUCUCACACCGCCUGCUGGAGCUGGAUCAGGCUCGUUCAUCACUUCUGCAGUUCCGGUUUCCUAUGUCACUGUGACCGUGGUCGCGUACGAUGACGUACAGCUCGUCACUUUGACGAGUAUCCUUCCAAGCGGUACUUCGCCAGGAACAGUUUUCAUCGGUCCUUCUCCGACAGUGGGAGGAUUGCCGGUGGUAUUCGUCACCCAGGUUAUUCCUUACACUGGAUCGACUCCUAUAACAGAGCCGACUACGUUGUCAAUCAUCCCCCCAAGCAACUCAGCGCUCGGCACAAUCAUAGUCGCGGAUCCCCGAUCCUUCGUACGCACGACUGUGCCGUACGUGGGAACAGAGCCUUUGACCCAGGUGACAACCAUUGCUGUGGUUCCACCAGAAAACGACCAGCCUGGCCUUGUGGUAGUGGCAGUACCUUCGGCGACCCCGGUCGGCCCUUCGUAUGUGACAUCUUAUGUGACGUACCUGGGCACAUCUAUCCAACAACCGACCACUAUUUCAAUAGUCCAGCCAACUGGUACAACGCCAGGGACCCUGAUCGUGGCAAGACCGGCUGAGUUUGUUACUUCAACUGUCCCAUAUACUGGCUCUGCUACACUUCCGACUCCGACCACGAUCGCCAUCGUUCCCCCCACUGGAACAGAGCCAGGAAUAAUCUACGUUGCAGACCCCACGGCCUUCGUAACUUCAACUGUCGAGUUCACCGAGAUAGGUUCUUUCACCGAAUCCAAUACAGUAACCGUCAUCCCCCCCAGCGGAAACAGACAAGGAACCGUAGUCGUGGCUGGCCUUCGUCCGUUCAUAACAUCAUAUGUUCAGUUGUCUGGUACUUCUCCGGCAGAAGGACCCACCACUCUGACGCUGGUGCAGCCUCAGGGAACUGCUCCAGGGACCGUCAUAAUAGGAGUACCCAGCAGUUUUCAGAUAUCGACCGUUGUCAACUCGGAAACAAGAGUUUUGACGACGUCACCCACUACCAGAUCUACAGGUUCUCCAGUCGCUGCAAGACCAGGGAGGAUAAACGUGGCAUUACAGCGACCAAGCCCACAAACUAACUCCCCUGCAGAAAGUUCACCUGGCUCAGCGGGCCCUGUGGCAACUGCAGGUUCUCCAGCUGCCCUAGUGCAAUCGUUCGUUACUUCGACGGUAUUGUACAGCGGCACCGCCAUAAGCUCAGAUCAGUCCACACUUUCUACUGUUCAACCUAGUGGCACGGCGCCCGGGACAUACAUUGUCGGAAUCACAGAUUUGUUUGUUACUUCACAAGUCGUUUACACCGGCACCAGGUCUCUCACAGGCCCCGUCCCUAUUUUCACCGUUCAACCUUCGGCAUCGAACCCCGGAACAGUUAUAUUUGCCGUACCGGCUUCAUACGUCACUUCCGAAGUUCAGUACACUGGGCCAGUUGGGCAGCUCACAACGCCUUCCCCGAUCACCACAAUCCCCCCUAGCGGAGGUGUACCUGGGACCGUGAUCGUGGCUCGACCUGGUCAAUAUGUCACCUCGGAAAUCACUUUGACAGAGUUGGCCGAUCCUCGAAUCACGACUCCAAGUAUUGUUUCCACGAUACCCCCCAGCGGAACCGAGCCCGGGACCGUCAUUGUGGCUCGGCCGUUCCAAUACGUGACGUCCGACGUCUUCUACACAGAUCCGGCAGGCCCACAAAUCACGGCCCCAAGCACGGUUACUAUAGUGCCGCCGAGCGGGACGCAACCCGGGGUCGUGAUUGUUGCCAGGCCGCCCCAAUAUGUCACCUCUGAGAUCGUUUACACCGAACUGUCAGGUCAACAAGUCACAGCACCGAGAAUUGUUUCUACGAUACCUCCCAACGGGACGCAACCCGGGGUCGUGAUUGUUGCCAGGCCGCCCCAAUAUGUCACCUCUGAGAUCGUUUACACCGAACUGUCAGGUCAACAAGUCACAGCACCGAGAAUUGUUUCUACGAUACCUCCCAACGGGACGCAGCCCGGUAUUGUGAUCGUUGCUCGGCCGCCCCAAUACGUGACGUCCGAGGUGUUCUACACAGACCCGGCAAGUCCACAAAUCACGGCCCCGAGCACGGUUACUAUAGUGCCGCCGAGCGGGACACAAUCCGGGGUCAUAAUUAUCGCUCAGCCGCCAAACUACCAAACAUCCGAGGUGUUCCUGACGGGAAUCAACGGUCCAACCACGCUCUCGACGAUUCCACCUUCCGGCACUGUGUCGGGUACGUUCAUUGUGGCGCGCCCUGUCGCCAGUGUCACUUCUGAGGCCAAUAUCCCCGGCGUCACCAGCUCAAGCACCAUCUUGCCGAUCCCCUCAAGUGACACUCCACUCGCGGUUAUCGUAGGUCAGCCGGCUGCCCUUAGCACCUCCGCUGUUGCUCUCACCAGUCCUGCCGCGUCUAUUGUCACAGGCAAAGUAAUCCUGACCACGAUUGUGACCAGUGGCACGGAGCCCGGCCUCUUCUAUCUCAUUCGUUACUUCACCAGAGGCUGGUACUAG